AUUGUGUGAACUCUUUCCCCACAGACAUUCACCAUGUCUAUUCUGAAGGUGCACGCCAGAGAGAUCUUCGACUCUCGCGGGAACCCCACUGUUGAGGUGGAUCUCUACACCGCAAAAGGUCUCUUCAGAGCUGCUGUGCCCAGUGGUGCCUCAACUGGUAUCUACGAGGCUCUAGAGCUUCGCGACAAUGACAAGACUCGCUAUCUGGGGAAGGGUGUCUCCAAGGCUGUUGAGCACAUCAAUAAAACUAUUGCGCCUGCCCUGGUUAGCAAGAAGCUGAGCGUCGUGGAGCAGGAGAAGAUCGACAAGCUGAUGAUAGAGAUGGACGGGACGGAAAAUAAGUCUAAAUUUGGUGCCAACGCCAUUCUGGGAGUGUCCCUGGCCGUCUGCAAGGCUGGGGCUGUUGAGAAGGGGGUGCCCCUGUACCGCCACAUUGCCGACCUGGCUGGCAACACCGAGGUCGUCCUGCCAGUUCCGGCUUUGAAUGUCAUCAACGGUGGUUCUCACGCUGGCAACAAGCUGGCCAUGCAGGAGUUCAUGAUCCUCCCUGUCGGCGCCGCCAACUUCAGGGAAGCCAUGCGCAUUGGGGCCGAGGUUUACCACAACCUGAAGAACGUCAUCAAGGAGAAGUACGGGAAAGACGCCACCAACGUGGGGGACGAAGGUGGCUUUGCUCCCAACAUCCUGGAGAAUAAGGAAGCCCUGGAGCUGCUGAAGAAUGCCAUCGGGAAAGCCGGCUACACCGAUAAGGUGGUCAUCAGCAUGGACAUGGCUGCCUCCAAGUUCUUCAAGUCUGGGAAGUAUGACCUGGACUUCAAGUCACCCGAUGACCCCAACAGGUACAUCAGCCACGACGAGCUGGCCAACCUGUACAAGUCCUUCAUCAAGGACUACCCAGUGGUGUCGAUCGAAGACCCCUUCGACCAGGACGACUGGGAAGCGUGGCGCAAGUUCACUGCUAGCACGGAUAUCCAGGUGGUGGGGGACGACCUCACGGUGACCAACCCGAAGCGGAUUGCCAAGGCCGUGAGCGAGAAGUCGUGCAACUGCCUCCUGCUCAAAGUGAACCAGAUCGGCUCCGUGACCGAGUCUAUUCAGGCGUGCAAGCUGGCCCAGUCCAAUGGGUGGGGUGUCAUGGUGUCCCAUCGCUCUGGGGAGACUGAAGACACCUUCAUCGCCGACCUGGUGGUGGGGCUCUGCACUGGGCAGAUCAAGACUGGUGCUCCUUGCCGAUCAGAGCGCUUGGCCAAGUACAACCAGAUCCUCAGAAUCGAGGAGGAGCUGGGCAGCAAGGCCAAGUUUGCUGGCAGGAACUUCAGAAACCCCCUGGCCAAGUAAGCUCUGGGCGAGCCCGAGCCCCGCGGUCACCAGUCGGCUAAUUAGACCUCUGCUCCUGACAUCUGCACGGGCAGCCCAAGGCCCCCAGCUGAUACCUGCAGGGGCCUCUGCCUCUCCCCUCCCUGUGGUGUUCUCACUGCUUCUUAGAACUGCUACAAAGCCAAGCCUGACAUCGGAACCCUGGUGGAAACCCUAGUCUUGUAGUCAUGUGACUGGUCCAAAUCAUUGUUCUUCUCACCUCGCUUCUCAAGUGUCUGGAGCCAAGUGCAUCUACAUUGUAAUCUCCGAGGUGUCCACAGGCAAGAUCCCCAGUGGUUUUGUGUGCAAAAUAAAGUCUUCAGUGUCCUUAGGAAUA
Messenger RNA from Myotis brandtii (Brandt's bat), 1693 nucleotides. It is a transcript of the gene ENO1, whose product is annotated as enolase 1, (alpha). The record is from RefSeq and is a predicted model, not a curated record. The transcript is spliced from 11 exons. Lineage: Eukaryota; Metazoa; Chordata; Mammalia; Chiroptera; Vespertilionidae. Gene Ontology annotation, molecular function: phosphopyruvate hydratase activity; magnesium ion binding. Bases 34 to 1338 code for a protein of 434 amino acids. Gene Ontology annotation, cellular component: phosphopyruvate hydratase complex. Gene Ontology annotation, biological process: glycolytic process.